This is a messenger RNA of Morus notabilis, 656 nucleotides long. RefSeq lists its product as uncharacterized. The transcript is spliced from 2 exons. Lineage: Eukaryota; Viridiplantae; Streptophyta; Magnoliopsida; Rosales; Moraceae. The coding region runs from base 20 to 394 and encodes 124 amino acids. The record is from RefSeq and is a predicted model, not a curated record.
AUUCUCGGAUCAUUUGUACAUGUGGUUUGAACCUCAUCACUAUAGUGACUACAAUUACACCGACGAAGUAAGUGUGUCAUUUGCAUUUUCAUUCAUUGAAUUCAAUAACAAUGCAGAGCGUGAAAUUGCGUUUCCAAAGUCUCAAGUGAAAAAGUGCGGGAUCCACGUUCUAGAGAGCAAAGAUUUAAAGAAAUACAAUUUAACUCCUUCUGAGGCAAAAGAGAAGGCAAGAAACAAAUCAGCUGCAACCAUCGAUGAGCCUAAAUCAACAGGCCCGACGGAGACGGAUGAAUUUACAACCCUCGAUGAGCCUGGAUCAUCAAGCCCGACCGAGACUGAGCAAUUUACAAUCCUCAACGAGCCUAAAUCAUCAAGCCCGACCGAGACAGAUUAAUUUACAACCCUUGACAAGCCUGAAUCAUCAAGUCCGGCCGAGACAGAUGAAUUUACUGUUAGGCCACCUAUCACGUUGGUCUAUUCUAGGAAAAAGGGCCGAAGGGGAAAUAUGCAGGAACCGGGGAAGGAAAGUGGAAAUAUGGGAAAGGGGUGCUGAGGUGUCAAGUUGGUUACGAGUUUGUUAGCAAGGGAGUCUUUAGCCGGUGGAGUGGCCUAGGAAUUGGUGUCUAUUGAUUGGAAGUUUUCUGGAGCAGACCGUG